This is a messenger RNA of Ilyonectria robusta, 1791 nucleotides long. RefSeq lists its product as uncharacterized. Lineage: Eukaryota; Fungi; Ascomycota; Sordariomycetes; Hypocreales; Nectriaceae. The coding region runs from base 1 to 1791 and encodes 596 amino acids. The record is from RefSeq and is a predicted model, not a curated record. The transcript has a single exon. Gene Ontology annotation, molecular function: protein binding.
AUGAACUUUUGGAAGCCGUCACUCGAGUUUUGCUUGCGGUUGGUGCAGCUAAUCGCUCUCGCCAAGUCCAGCAAUGCACAAAUUAUCCUACCGCAAAGGAUUCCAUCUUCAACCAACGCCAUGGCAUACAAUCAGGAGGGAAUAGAGCCCAGUCUUGACUACACUAUCACGCCAGUGUUCCAAGGUGAUGGUGUAGCGGAGGCUUUCCACGUUCAAGUGACUCUUUGGCCGGCUUUGGAGGCCCAUGACAUCUUGCUCAGCACGCCCAUCGAGAUCACCAAGGUCGACGUUGGUCACUUUGAAAACAACCAGGUGGUUGCAACAGACGACGAUCGGCCAUUGGAACUUGUUCGUGAAAUUGAAAACUACGGCCCGCCAAUUGUCAACCAGAAAUGGCGCGUGACCCGACCAACGAAAGGACCUGUCACUGCCACGUACAAGGCAUUGCCUCGUCAAAUCAAUGAUUCAACCAAAAACGCCCCGUCAUUCGACCUACGACAGAACUUUGGCGGGAUUUUGGGGUCAGGAUUAGGAUUCCUUGCCGCACCGCCUCCCGGGACUCAGUUGUACAACACAACUAUCAGAUGGAACUUGUCUGACUCUCCACCCGGAACUCGCGCAAUCUGGACAUGGGGCGAAGGGUCAGCACCCAUCACCAAGAGACUAGAUGUCAUGGACCUUGAAUCCACAUAUUUCAUGGUUGGAAAUGUCCACUCCUUUACAAAAGGCGAAUUCGGCGUCUACUGGCUUGGUUCUCCGCCCUUCAACACCACCGAGAUUGCUUCCAAAUUGCUCCAAAUGUUCCAUCGAAUGUCCACCAUCUUCAAGGACAAUGAACCAACCUAUCGAGUUUUCAUCCGACAUAAUCCAUUCAGAGGCAGCAUGGCAGGUACUGCUCUUAAGCGGUCUUUCAUGUUCAGCUACGACAAUCACGAUUUUGCCCAUCCACGCUCAUUUGAAGACUAUGUGCUCUUUUUGACUCACGAGUGUGUGCACAACUGGGUAGCUUUGGAUGAAGCUGUCUGGGAUAAUUGGUACACAGAGGGGAUGACAGAGUACUACUCUCUUUUCUUAUCCCAUCGUGCAGAUUUCUUGACCGACGAAAACCUCCGUCGCGAGAUUAACAAACGCCUAACGAUGUAUUAUACGAACCCGUUGGUGAAGCUGUCAAAUAAAGAGGCAUCCAAGUUGACAUGGAAAAUUUCGGACGCGCAACGGUUGCCAUAUGGUCGAGGAUUGACAUUUGCCUUGCAAGUCAAUGCACUCAUUCAAAAUGCUACGGGACGGGAAAAUUCUCUCGACGAUCUAGUUCUCUCUAUUUUGGAACUGGAUCGAGCUAAGCAGCCGUACGGAGUGCCUGAAUACUUGCGCGAGCUUGGCUCCUUGCUUGGGAGUGAAACGCAAGCGCAAGCCUUGUAUGACCAAAUGUCUUCUGGUACUCUCGUUGUUCCACCACCAGACAGUCUCGCCAUGUUUGGUUUCAAGCUUGUCCGGGAGGAUGCACCGCUAUGGGAACUUGGAUUUGACGAGUAUCAAGCGCUCCAAGGUGAACGGAUCAUCACCGGGCUUGUACCAGGCAGUGCUGCAGAAAAGUCUGGCCUGGUCAACGGGGAUAGAAUUCUCAAUGAGAUUGUGCUUGAUGACGUCAGGUGCGAUGUCGAAGGUGUUUUGAAGUUGGAAAUUCAACGAAAGGGGAGUGAGAUUUUGCAUUUUGCAUAUGUCCCAAGAGGAAAGGCUUUGGUCCAAAGAUGGAUGUAUGCGGAUAAUACUCAAAACUUUGACGAGCUAUGA